UAAUCAACCCACUCAAGUGUGUAUCUUCUGUAUCUCUCUGUCUGUGUUUAUUUAUGUGGGCUUGGGUAUAAAAAAAGCUCCCCAUGCAUCGGUCACAGUCGUUUUAUCAACAUCACACCUUGGCAAUUGUACUCAACGCACUACUCCAUGUGUUCCUCAGUCACUUGCAAACCGCCGAACUUGUCGCUGUUGGUGGAAAAAUAAUGCCAAAGAACAUAAAAUAAAUGUCGGAGUUUUUUCUAAUAGUGUUCUGUGAAUGAAAAGAAGGAAAAACACACACAGUAGUCGUGUGAAAACAAGUGAACUUUCGCUAAAGUAAUAUUGAUUAUCGUGUCUUCAACCCAAUAAUUCAUAACGUCCAUCAGGCCAAAAAUCAAGCUCUGUACGUGAAGAGAUUUUAAUGCGUGCGACAAUCCGUACUCGGAAGUUCGGUGAAAUGUGCAAAAUUGCGAAGUGAAUUUGCUGUUGGAUUAUUUUCAAAUUGUCGCGCGAUUGUUCUGUGCAAGGGUGUUGAGAAGUGUGCGCCGCCAAGGAUGGCAUCGGAAGGACCUCUGAUCAUUAAGUAUCGCAAUGAGUUGUACGACAUCAGUGAGUUCGCCCACAAGCAUCCCGGCGGAAUUGGGACGCUGGGCGGCCUUGGCCAGAAUGCCGACAUCACGCAGCGCUUCGCCACGAUGCCGCCGCACUCGGCGGCCGCCAAGUACCUCAUGAAGGAGUACCGAGUGACCGGCGCGCCGAAGAUGGAGCGAAACGGCCACACAGCCAACGGAAUUCACCUCAAUGGACACAAUUAUCACCAUCGCGGCAAAGAAGCCAACAAUAAUGGCGAUCUUCAUGCCGCAUUAGACGAUAGCAUGGAGUACCUCGUGGAUUGGUCGGCGGCCAUGGUGCCGCAAAUAGGAAAGCUCGGCCGGGAUUAUGUGGAGUGGGUAAAUAAGCCAGUCGAUCGGCCGCUGCGCCUCUUCGGUCCGUGGUAUCUGGAGAUGUGCACGAAGACGCCGUGGUUCAUUGUGCCCACAUUCUGGAUCCCAGUGAUCAUCUAUCUAGUCAUUAAGGGCAGUCAGCAUGUGACAAUCAUCGACACUGAGCCACCGAUCGUCCAGAUUGCUCUGUGCUUCGCCACUGGUGUCUUGCUGUGGACUCUGCUGGAGUAUUCGCUGCAUCGCUGGGUCUUUCACAUGGACACGAAGGAGAUGAACAAGUACUUCGCCACUUUUCACUUCCUCAUCCACGGACUGCAUCACAAAGUGCCAUUCGACCCAUAUCGCCUGGUCUUCCCGCCCGUGCCAGCCAUGAUCAUCGUCUCCAUUCUCUAUCCGCCAAUUCUGCUCCUCUUCCAGUCCUACUCACUCGUCGGCCUGGCCGGUGGUCUCACAGGCUACGUGGUGUACGACAUGAUUCACUUCUACCUCCACUACGGCAGUCCAUCGGGUGGUCAUUUGUACUUCAUGAAGCGCUACCACUAUCAACAUCACUUCGUUCAUCAUGAUAAAGGUUUCGGCAUAAGUUCAUCGAUGUGGGAUGAUGUUUUCGGCACGAAAAUCCUACUCAGAAGUCUUCAGUAUAUCCUUCGGUGGAGAUAGAAGAAAAUUCUGUUCUUU
Messenger RNA from Phlebotomus argentipes, 1601 nucleotides. RefSeq lists its product as uncharacterized. The record is from RefSeq and is a predicted model, not a curated record. The transcript is spliced from 4 exons. Gene Ontology annotation, molecular function: fatty acid 2-hydroxylase activity; iron ion binding. Gene Ontology annotation, cellular component: membrane; endoplasmic reticulum. The coding region runs from base 534 to 1583 and encodes 349 amino acids. NCBI's taxonomy places the organism in Eukaryota, Metazoa, Arthropoda, Insecta, Diptera, Psychodidae. Gene Ontology annotation, biological process: lipid biosynthetic process; fatty acid metabolic process.